Neopelma chrysocephalum (saffron-crested tyrant-manakin) is the source of this 927-nucleotide messenger RNA. It is a transcript of the gene JTB, whose product is annotated as jumping translocation breakpoint. The transcript has 3 exons. NCBI's taxonomy places the organism in Eukaryota, Metazoa, Chordata, Aves, Passeriformes, Pipridae. Gene Ontology annotation, cellular component: spindle; membrane; cytoplasm. The annotation marks the transcript as partial. Gene Ontology annotation, biological process: mitotic cytokinesis. The record is from RefSeq and is a predicted model, not a curated record.
UGCCCCCCUCCAGCGAGCCCCGCGGUGGCCACGCCGUGCUGGCGGGAGGAGCAGUUCGUGGUGGCCCAGGAAUGUGCCCGGUGCUCCGAAUUCCAGAUGAAGACCCUCCCGGACUGUGCCCCCACUGGGUUCAUCGAGAGGAUCAACUGCCCCACGUCCCAACGGGAGGAGUUCAAGAGCUGCCGCUCGGCCGCGCUGGAGUCUCGGCGGUUCUGGCGCUUCGUGGGCUCAGCUCUGGCCGUGGCGGCGGCGGCCGCGGCGCUCGUGGUGCUGCGGCAGCGGGAGCUCGACCGCCGCGCCCGGGAGAAGGUCCGCAAGCAGAUCGAGUCCAUCUAGGCACGGAGGGGCCGGGAAUCCCACCGGGAAUCCCGCCGGGAAUCCUGCCGGGAUCUGCGUCCCCGGGGAGCGUCGCAGGAGGUUCCCCCAAGGAUCGCCACCCACCCCGGGAAGGGGGUCCCUGGGAGCGGGAUGGGGAAUAAAUCCUGGUCCUUGUGCCCGGAGCGACGCCGGGUUUGUGCCCUGGGGGGUCCCUGUGCCCUCUCCCACCGGGAUCUGCCCUGGGAACAGCCUGGGGGUGCCAGGAUCCCGCCCUUGGGGUCCUGGGAUCCCAUCCUUGGGAGUUCCAGGAUCCCAAUUUUGGGGUCCCAGGAUCCCACCCUUGGGAGUUCCAGGAUCCCAAUUUUGGGGUCCCAGGAUCCCACCCUUAAGGGUCCCAGGAUUCCAGCCUUGGGGGUCCCAGGAUCCCACCCUUGGGAGUUCCAAGAUCCCACUCUUGGGGGUCCCAGGAUCCCAUCCUUGGGAGCUCCAGGAUCCUACUCUUGGAGGUUCCAGGAUCCCACCCUCGGGGGUCCCAGGAUCCCAGCCUUGGUGACCCAGGAUCCCACCCUGGGAGCGGGAUGUGGAAUAAAUGCUGAUCCUUGUCACAAA